Messenger RNA from Colletotrichum graminicola M1.001, 1299 nucleotides. Its product is annotated as BAR domain-containing protein. The transcript has 3 exons. Gene Ontology annotation, biological process: endocytosis; actin cortical patch localization; plasma membrane tubulation. The record is from RefSeq and is a predicted model, not a curated record. Gene Ontology annotation, cellular component: actin cortical patch; mating projection tip; Rvs161p-Rvs167p complex. Bases 1 to 1299 code for a protein of 432 amino acids. Gene Ontology annotation, molecular function: lipid binding; protein binding. Lineage: Eukaryota; Fungi; Ascomycota; Sordariomycetes; Glomerellales; Glomerellaceae.
AUGAGCUUCCGGGGCUUCCAGAAAAGCGUCAUUCGGGCGCCCCAGCAAUUUAAGUCCCGCUUCAACAUCGGUGAGCAUACAAAGGAUGCUGUCUACAUCGAUUCCGAGCGCAGGUUUCAGGAGCUCGAGACCGAGACGAAACGAUUGCACGAUGAAUCCAAGAAAUACUUCGAAGCCAUCAACGGCAUGCUCAGCCACCAGAUCGAGUUCAGCAAGGCCAUGACGGAGAUUUACAAGCCCAUAUCUGGUCGAAUGUCGGAUCCCGAUAGUUUAGAGAUACGCGGCAAUCCGGAGGGUAUCCGCGCUUGCGAAGAGUACGAGGCUGUCGUCAAGGACCUGCAAGAGACUCUUGCGCCAGAGCUGGAGAUGAUAGAAAGUAGGGUUAUUCGCCCAGCCAACGAACUACUGGAUGUCGUCAAAGUCAUCCGCAAGACCACUGCAAAGCGCGAACACAAGAAGCUUGAUUAUGAUCGACACCGGCAAACCCUCAAGAAGCUUCAGGACAAGAAGGAACGGAGUGCCAAAGACGAAAAGGCCCUGUGGAAAGCUGAGAACGACGUCGAGCAGGCUACACAGGAGUUUAACUACUUCAAUGAUCUGCUCAAGGAAGAGCUGCCGCGGCUCUUCGAGCUCGAGCAGCAAUUCAUCCAACCCCUCUUCCAAUCCUUCUACUACAUGCAGCUAAACAUAUUCUACACGCUCCAUGAAAAGAUGCAGCAUUGCGACAUUGGCUACUUUGACCUAACCCUCGACGUACUUGAAGCGUUCCACAAGAAGCGAGGCGACAUCCAAGAGCAGGCCGAGAAGCUGUCCAUCGUGAAGUUCAAAACUACAGGACAAAAGCGCCCGCCAAAGUACGGCCGCCCCGCGAUCGAGAGCAAGCCUCAGCACCUUCUCACCGCCGGUCCAUCCUCCUCGUCGGCCGCGGUAACCACGCCCACAGCGCCGCCCUCGAAAUUUGGCGGCUACACUCGGCCGAGCGAACCCUCCGACAUCCCACCCCCGUACUCGCCUCCAGCAACCAACGGAACAUCUGGCGGCGGACUUGCCGCCAUUGCUGCAGCAAAGUCAAAGCCUCCUCCACCCAAACCCAAGCCCAGUCGACUCAGCGGAGCACCUGCCGCGGAGACCGUUACUGCUCUGUACGAUUAUGCCGCGCAAGCCGAGGGCGACUUGAGCUUCAGAGCUGGAGAUGUCAUUGAGAUUGUUAGCCGUACAAAGAGCGAGAACGAAUGGUGGACAGGCAAACUGAAUGGAAAGUCUGGCCAGUUCCCAGGAAACUACGUCAAGUUGAAUUGA